Molecule: messenger RNA, 291 nt
Organism: Notodromas monacha
Lineage: Eukaryota; Metazoa; Arthropoda; Ostracoda; Podocopida; Cyprididae
Source: the annotation of a GenBank genome assembly
AUUAGGAGGACAAUGAUUUCAAAAUCCCACCAAAGAAGGAGGAAAGGUUUUCGGAAGCAGUAUUUUUCACACGAGAAAGAGCAGCUGUGUUGUCGGCAUUGUGCUUGGAAUCUGGAAAUUUCAUCGAAAAACUGCUGAAGCCAAACGGUGCGACGAGGCCUUUCCAGCUGAGAUUCGCAAGUAACAGCAACAGCCAGCAAUUUGCAGAAGCCCUCUGUAUUGUCCAAAAGAUCCACAAUCUCUGUCUACAACUACAAGAAGACCAACGAGAAGCCGAGGUAUUGCAAAAAC